Molecule: messenger RNA, 6266 nt
Organism: Misgurnus anguillicaudatus (oriental weatherfish)
Lineage: Eukaryota; Metazoa; Chordata; Actinopteri; Cypriniformes; Cobitidae
Source: RefSeq, a predicted model, not a curated record
AGAGGGAGAGGGAGCCAAAGAGAAUCUCAAAUCAUUCAGAUCUUCCUUGUUCACCUCUGAAAUGCAUCACUGCAGUGUUUGGGUGUUGCAGCCUCGCUGACGCGCGCAUCAGAAUAGCUCGUUGCACCACUGCACCUGUGCCCCAGCUCGCAAAUCACAGGAAAUAGCUGUGCAAAAACGACACAUACGCAAGCUUCCGAGGUAGCGUAAAUGACGUCGAUUUGAUAAAAAUUACGCGAGGGGAAAGCACAGCGGAAGAGACCGUUGUCAGACAUCGCUUGUUGUCGGAAUUCAGUGGAAGGUGCAGCUGUGGUCUCUGAGGGCAAUGAGCUUGUGGUCAGCAAACUAAACAGACAGCAAUGACAACAUGUACCUGACCGAAUGAACCAGACCAGGUUUAAUUAGGAGGUCCAACUUUAGUCAAUCUACACAUUUUUACAGUCUAAUGGGGUUUGGCCUAUGACAUUAAUAAUAACAUUUAUUUUUGACCUAUAACAUUAAUACAUUUAUACAUUUAGCCAAGAUGGCUAAUAAGAGAUUCAAGCCUUCACUUGAGCUUGCAUGGCUAUUACUUGAUUCAAAAGGUUGCACUCAGUCAGUCUAAAUAUUUUUGUGGAUGAGAACCUAUCGAACAAAGCUGUAAUGAAAAAUGUUCCUUUUCAUUGAUAAAACAGAAACAUUUAUGUCGAUUCUCCAAAAUCUCUAGAUUAAUGUUCUUACAUAAAUUUUGUGAAGAGAAACAAGAAAAAUUGGCAAACAGAAACUGAAAAGUAAGAGAAACCUACCACCUAAAAACAUUAAACAUCAUGCAGUCAGACGAUCUCUUCAUCCGCAAGUUUCGCAGACAGAUGAAGCACCCACCCCUAGCAACAGUAAAUUAUGACCACAAGCAAAUCAUGACAGAAUGGACCCCCAGGAGAGUAACAGAGGAAACAGACAAAGAGAUUGUGACACCCAACACUGCUGGACAGAGUAUGAAGACAGAAGGUCGUGGACAUUUAAUGCAGCGCAGCAACAGUGAUGUAACCUUGGGUGAUUUAGACCCAGCAAGGCAAGACGGGUGGAAGAUCCGAUCAGGGAGUAACAAAACUCGUUCAGUGGGGCAGGGGGAGCCCCUCCACAGAGAAUAUGGUAGCCUGUCCUCAUUAGAGAAACGGACUAAGUGUGCAAGUCCUGGUCCAGAUGAGUUGGGAGCUCUUAGUCACAAUGCUGUGCACUUUAAGUAUUCAUAUCAUUUGAUGGGACGUCAGGAGACAGAUAGCUUCUGUCAAGCAAACAGCCCUCCUGCAGUAGACAGUUCCAAACAGGCUAAGCCCCUUAAACCGGAGGUGCUUGGAAAGAGGGUCAAACCAUCCCUUCUACAGACCCCUCAGUUUCCUUGUGAUCAGGUCACAUGUGGUGCUUGGGUGCGCAAUUUUGCACACUAUGAUGUGCAGAGCAUCUUGUUCGAUCUGACAGAAGCUGCCACCAAUCGUGACAGCAUUGGUCGCAAGAAAAACAUUACAUCUGGUGCAUCAGCUGCCUCUCAGCUUGGUCCAUUAUCAGAAUCCAGACCUUCCUCACUGUCUCAGAGUGGAGGAGGCCCUGUAGGAAUUGGGGCUAGCUCAGAGGAUGUAGAGAAGUCUUUGCUGGACGAAGGAGAUGGGAAUGAUAGUGAUCUCCUGCUCAGCUGUCCACACUUUCGGAAUGAGAUGGGCGGAGAGGAGAGUCCGGGAAUCGGCUUAACAGGAGGUGGCAAAGGUAGAUGGAGAAAUCUUCAAACUCCCAAUGAUGCUGUGUCUGUGUUAGAGGAGCCCAGGGAGAGCCAUGUUCAGCAACAAGGGAAAAAUAACUACUUCAUAGAACAUACGGACCUAGGGGCUCGUUACUAUCACAAGUACUUUUAUAUGAAAGACCAUCAAAAUUUCUUUGGCAUGGAUGAGCGUUUGGGGCCAGUGGCUAUCAGUUUCCGCAGAGAGGAGAAAGAAGGAUCCAGUGGGUCCCAGUACAACUACAGAAUCAUUUUUAGGACCACAGAACUGAAGACCCUGCGUGGUUCCAUUUUGGAGGAGUCUGUUCCCUCUGCAGCACGCCACACCACACCACGUGGCCUUUCACCUAAGAGAUUACUAGAAUUCAUUUUGCCUGAUCUCAACCUACAAUGUCUUAGACUGGCUUCUACAUCUCCUAAAGUCAGAGAUACACUCCUCAAACUGGAUGAGCAGGGACUAAAUUUCCAGCGUAAAGUAGGUAUUAUGUACUGCCGAGCAGGGCAGAGUACGGAAGAGGACAUGUAUAACAAUGAGAGUGCAAGCUCUGCUUUUGAUGAGUUUCUGGACCUUCUCGGCGACAGAGUGAGACUAAAGAGUUGGGAGAAAUACAGAGCUCAACUAGACACCAAGACGGAUUCCACUGGUACACACUCCCUGUAUACUCGCUACAAGGAUUACGAAAUUAUGUUUCAUGUCUCCACCAUGCUUCCAUACACACCCAACAAUACACAACAGUUACUGAGGAAGAGGCACAUAGGAAAUGAUAUAGUUACAAUUGUCUUCCAGGAGCCAGGCGCUUUACCCUUUACCCCAAAAGCCAUUCGUUCCCACUUUCAACAUGUUUUUAUCAUUGUCCGAGUGUAUGAGCCAUGCACUGACAAUACCUACUACAGAGUUGCUGUGACCCGUUCCAAGGACAUACCCCUCUUUGGUCCCCUUUUUCCUAAAGGUGCAUGCUUUCCACAUUCUCAUGCCUUCCGUGACUUCAUCCUUGCCAAAGCCAUUAAUGCAGAAAAUGCAGCUGAGAAAUCUGAAAAAUUUCGAUCUAUGGCCACUCGUACACGACAAGAGUAUCUGAAAGACCUGGCAGAAAACUAUGUCACCACCACUCCCAUUGAUUCUUCCACCAAAUUCCCGCUGCUGUCACUGGGUGGAAAACGCAAAGAAAAGUUAAAGGGAGCUAAAGGGGCAGAGCUUCAUAGUGCAGGGGCUUUGGUGUGGUCCGUCACAGCUGUUCAGGGUGGUAAGUGUAAUGGGUUCAGCCUGCCCUGCCUGCUGGGCGUGUCAGCAGAGUUAGUGGUGCUCAUCGAGCGGUUCACACGAAGGGUAGUAUUCAAUUGCAGCUGUCGUGAUGUGAUUGGCUGGAAGGCAGUGACUGAGACAGGAGCUCAUGGCGGACCUUGCCUGGACAUUUUCUAUGAGAGGGGUGAGGCAGUAACUUUGACAGUGCCAGACAUCCAAUUGGAGGAUAUUAAGGAGGUGGUCCAGAGACUGGAGCUGAUUACAAGAGGCUGUGAGGCAUGCGAAAUCACACUUCUGCAAGACAGAGUAUCCCAGCCCGUAUUCCUGAUGAGUGAAGAAGGCUUUGUAACCAAGGUCCAGCAGUCUGGGUAUGCAGAGAGUGCAGGACUACAAUUGGGAGCUCGUGUAGUUCGCCUCUGUGGCCAGUUCCUUGUGCAUCUGAGCCAUGAAGAGAGGAAGGAACUUCUCUGCACUGCACAAAAUUUAAACAUCACUGUCAUACCUCCAGAUGAGAAUGGAAAACCACGCAGGAGUUUCUCAGAGCUGUAUGAGAAAGCCAUUCAGGAUGCAGAGGCAAAGUCUGGAGAGGGACAAUCAGGUGAGGCUUGGGUCCUGGAUGAGAGAGGAGAGAAUAAUGAUGGAGGGGAAAAAGAGAAGAAAGAAAAUAGAAGAUCAGACAGUGAAACUCAAACUCACAAAGAGCAACUUGGAGAAGAGAUGGGAAUUCCAGAGUCCAGGGAUUCAGAAUUGAUGCUCUCUUUACCCAGCAUACCUCUCUUGCGGGCAACCUCCCUGCAGGACAGUGCACAAACCCAGAUUUCAGAGAUCACCCCCAUCUCUCUAACACGGAGCUACUCACUAGAAAGACACCCCACAAGCGAGGAUUUCUAUGAAAGGCACGAAUAUGAUAAUGUGGGGCAGAAAAGAAACAAGCACAUCUACGAAAACCCUGAGGAGCUACGGGAUUCUGACAUCAAGCUGGCAAUCAAACCAAAAGUGCUUCUGGAACAUAGGGAACAGUGUGGACCUGACGAGGAGUUUGAGAGACCGCCAUCAGCCAGUGAUGUGACUGUUCAAGCUGUCUGCUUAGAAAGAGCCAAAAGAAGCUCCAGAGCUCUGAGCCUCCAUAAUUCAAUCACUAAAAUUCUCUCAGAGACUACAGAUUCAACUGAGGAGGAGUGGCAGUCUAUUGCUAAUCUUGCCAGUGCCUGUCGGAACAUGCUAGAAGCUCUCUCUCAAGAAGAUAGGAAUGCAGGAGAUGGCACACAUGAGUCCCCAGAGACUGCAAUGCAGACAGAAACAAGGCUUAACAACAUAAAAGACAGUGACUCAUCUGGCCAACUUGAGGAGAAGGUUUCCCAGUUAGAGACCAUGUUGAAGCAACUUCAGGAUGACCUUCAAAAGGAAAAGGAGGACAAAGAAUUGCUGCAGGCAGAAGUGCAAAGUCUCAGGCAGAACAACCAGCGGUUGCAGGAAGAGUCCCAGAGCACUGUGGCCCGUCUCAUUAAAGUCACAGAGCUACUCUGCAAUGUCAACAAGCCCUGCUAGCAGAGAAGGGUAAUUUAUGGUAACUCCUCCAUUUUAUAAAAAAAAUCUAAAAAGCUAAUGCAAAUGUUACAUGUGCAAAAAAGCUUUUAAGUAACACAACCAUUGGCAAGUCCUGCAAAUAAAAUGGUCAGGGUUAGUAUACUCUUUAUUUAAUUAAAAUUUAAACCAGCAACAUUCUUAUUUUAGCUGCUUGUGCCACCAAACCCCUUUAGAAUAUGAUAAGUGUAAAGCUGCUCAUCUAAAUUGAGAUCAAGUAUGGUUUGGUUACAGCUAUGUACGUACAUGUCUGGAUGUAAGCAGCCAUUUGAUGUAUAUUAAUGCCUAGAUUGAUAAUGUAUAUUUUAUGACCAUAAAUAAAAUAACUCCACUCCUUUUCCAGUCUUCAGUGUUGAGCUGUAAUAAAUGAAUUAAUAAUUUAGAUUAUAGCAGAUAAUUUAUGGUCUAAGUAAACUGAAUUGACGCAUACAUUUUAUAAUAAUUGGUAUAUCUGCACAAUCUCAACAGUACUUACUACUGUUUAUAUGGGAACAAUAUGCAAAUUGUGGGAAAUAAAGUUGUAAGAACCUGAAGAAGUAAAAAUUAUUAAUACUGUAAGUAUUUUAUAAAUAGUAUUUUACAUCUAUUCUAAUAUUGCAUGGUAUGUAUGACCUACUAUAGCGGGCAACAGUCUUACAUUUGGGAGAAAGUUAGCGAGAUCUAGGGGUGCUUCAAACAUGAUUUUUGCAACAGAUACAGAGAACCGACUUCUUGUUUUCAUGAACAGCCGAUCUUAUUCUUCAAGCUAAUAUGUAAGCUCUUUUAGGACUUUAUCUGAAAAAAGGUUUAACUGUAUUUACACUAAACAGGAAAGGAUAUAUUUGAAAAAUACAAUGAAUUGCAUGUCUGCCGAGAACUUACAGGCUACUGAGGAUUUAAUAAUUUUAUAUAGUCAGUUGUCAAAUAAGUGGGCCUGUCUAAGGCAUGAAACUCCAGGGCUGAAAAUGAGUCCUACUCUGGCCCUAGGAAAACAUGUGUUUGCGUGUGUGACCAGUAAAGAGCACUGCUGCAAAAAUAUCUGUUUAUAUCUUUGCACAUACUGUAGCUAUAUUACAUGUCAUACACACAACAGAAAAAACCCACCUCUUAACCCAAAAUGUAUCAUUCUUGUACAGUAACAAGAUGGAAAAGGGGCAUUUUGCGCAGUAUUUGGUAUGUUCUCAUGAACCUCCGACUAAACAUAAGAUUGUUGCUCAGCUUAGGUUAUACUUACCACAUGGUUGUAGAAUUAUAGUUUCAGGUUCUUAGCCCUUUAUUUCCCAUAGUUUCAUAUUGUUCUCUUAUACCUACAAGCAUGCACUAAUGUAAGCUGUAAACUCUGUUUACCUACACUGUAAAUUGCAAGCUGUAAAGUAAAUUGUUACCUAAGUUUUAUGCAAAAUAAUGUGAAUGUGUUUUUAAUGUCAUUAAUGGAACUUGUUUAUUAAUAAUGUGAUUUAUUACCUGCUUUUCGUUUUUGGUUUUCAUAGAGGAGCGGUAUUCCUGGUUUAAUGUUUAACAUGUUUGAGAGAAAAGUCAGAUGUGAGUAUUGGUUUGAUUGGCUGUUUUUAUUUACUGACUUGUAAGAUGUAUGUAUUAUUUUUUUUUGCACACCAAUGUAAAAUGAUUGCCCAAUGUGAUGCUUAAAGAUGUUCUGAUAUUAACAAAUAUGUGAUAAAAAAUUUAAAUAAAAUAAUUAUUGAACUUGAA